AAGGCACUGAUGGUGCAUUUUUCUCAUAAUGAAAUAUACAUAGCAGGCUCAAAAUUUCAUAAUUAUAUAUAUAAAGCAAAAAUAAAAUUUACAAAACAUGCUCAAACUUUUGAAAUUAUAAAAAUGUAAAUGAAAUUCACAAAGCAUGCUUGAAUCAAUAAAAUUUACGAUGCAUAGAAUUAAUUAAAUAAAGCAUCACAUUUAAAAGACUGGGGUACUUCCGUUAAAUUUUUCCGUAAGCAUGCUUUAUUUAACGUAAUGCUUUCUUUCAUUAAAUUUCUUUCACAGAAUGGGAUUCAAAGUUAAGCUAAGAGUAACAUAAAAGAAAGGAAUGCAACGUACAAAUCUUAUUGUUUAGUAAAAGACUUAUAUUUUAUUUACUUAAUAAUUUUUUUAGAAAAAAAAAAAGAAAAAAAAUAGGCCCAGACGAGACACUGGGCCUAAGACAGCCGACUCACAGGCCUCAUGUCAGGUCCACCUCUCAUAUAUAUAGAGGAUAUUGCAUAGAUGUAUGCUUGGAAUACAAGUACGUAGAAUCCUACUACAAUAUCAGCCCUAUUACAACUAGGUUAAGCAACUUUGGCACACAAUAACUCCUGAGUCUCUUCGUUUUCCAAAAGCCUCAAUACAAAUCUCUCUCCCUCUCCCUCUCUCUCUCUCUGUCGGUGAGAAGAAUUGAAGGAGACGAUGGCAAUGCAGAAGUGUGUGCUUAAGCUUCCAGGCCUGUGCGCUCGUUCAAAGUUUCGCAGUGGCUUAUUGAGCAAGCAGAUUCCUCAGCUCAAACUCCAUGGAACUCGUGCUCUGUCUGAAGAAGGGCUUCGAGGAUCAAGGUCGUUAAAACCUACCUCCGCUUCUGGAAGUUCACAGGAGCAUCCUCUUUCAUUGAUGGAAACUGAAUAUGAAAAGCUUCGGGUUGAGAUGAAGAAGAUGCACAGUGAAUUAGUGAGGCACAUUUCUGAGUCAGUGAAAUCUAAUACAAGUCGGCAACAGGAGCAUAAGUUUUCAAAGAUGGAAUUUGAAUCGGAUAAGGUUCAGAAAGACUUCCAAAACAUGAUCAGAGAUGAGAUUGGCGAGAAAUUCAACAAAAUAAGUCAAGAACUUGCUGCACUAGGUGCUGAGGUUGAAGUCAUACACAAUCAGACGAAAUUAUGUUCGGUGGCCUCAGUCUUUUUUAUUGGGACUACUAUUGGGACUACAAUUUGUAACUUGCGAUGGUAUAACGCGAUGGUAUAACUGAAUGUUACAUUAUCACUACCUAUCAGUAUUCCAGUCUUACGUUAUCAGAUUCUGUAUUUGUCUCAGGUUAACAAGCGAAAAUAUGUAGGCGUUAGGACUUGUUGGUUGGACUUGUUAAA
Molecule: messenger RNA, 1355 nt
Organism: Rosa rugosa (rugosa rose)
Lineage: Eukaryota; Viridiplantae; Streptophyta; Magnoliopsida; Rosales; Rosaceae
Exons: 7
Coding region: 688-1233 (181 amino acids)
Source: RefSeq, a predicted model, not a curated record